UUUAAUACGGCCCCACACUUAAAAAAUAAAGCCUCAAACUUGGAAUCUCACAUGCUAGUCGUCGGUGUUUUCACGUGCCAAGAACUAGCGGUACAGUACACUGAAUGGUGAGUGCUAACCACCAAGGAGUUAUCCUGUCCCUGUCCACGCUGUCCACGCACUGAUUAGUAUUCCCACUCACUCUGUACCGUACGUAAGCUUGAAUUUCUUUUCUUUCCUGCCAGAAAACCAUAGCCUCGAUCUGCAUCAGCACCAUCCCGGCGACGACAUGCUCGUCGACGGCAAGCCACACGCGGUGUGCGUGCCGUACCCGGCGCAGGGCCACGCCACCCCGAUGAUGAAGCUGGCCAAGGUCCUCCACUCGAGGGGCUUCCACAUCACCUUCGUCUACACCGAGCACAACCACCGGCGCCUCGUCCGCUCCCGCGGCCCAGGCGCCGUCGCUGGCCUCCCGGACUUCCGCUUCGCCACCAUCCCCGACGGCCUGCCCCCGUCCGACCCCGACACCACCCAGGACCAGGCGUCCAUCUGCUACUCCACCACGACCACCUGCCUCCCCCACCUGAAGAGCCUGAUUGGUGACCUCAACAACGGUGCAGCGGGGACGCCGCCGGUGACGUGCGUCGUCGCGGACAGCAUCAUGAGCUUCGUAGUGGACGCCACGGCGGAGAUCGGCGUGCCGUGCGCGCUGUUCUGGACUGCCAGCGCCUGCGGUUACAUGGGCUAUUACAACUUCCGUUUCCUCAUAGACCAGGGCCUUACUCCUCUCAAAGGUGAAGAGCAACUGACGAACGGCUACUUGGACACGCCGGUGACAAAUGCUCUCGGGAUGAGCAAGCACAUGCGCCUCCGCGACUUCCCGUCCUUCGUCCGCACCACAGACCGGGAUGACAUCCUGCUCAACUUUAUGAUACACGAGCUAGAGCGGGCGAGCCGUGCGGACGCCAUCAUUGUCAACACCUUUGACGAGUUCGAGGAGCCGGCGCUCGACGCCAUGCGCGCCAUCCUCACCCCGCCGGUCUAUACCAUCGGCCCACUCAACUUUGUUGUGGAGCAGCUGGUCCCCGAUGGCGGCGAUCCGCUCGCCUCGAUUCGUCCUAGCCUUUGGAGGGAAGACCGGUCCUGCCUAGAGUGGCUCCGCGGCAGGGAACCCCGGUCCGUGGUGUACGUCAACUUCGGGAGCAUCACCACCAUGACCGGCGAACAGCUGGUGGAGUUCGCCUGGGGGCUGGCCAACUGCGGCUACGACUUCCUUUGGAUCGUGAGGAACGACUUGGUGAAGGGCGACGCCGCAGUGCUGCCGCCGGAGUUCCUGGAGGCGACCAAGGGCCGGUGUUUCUUGGCGAGCUGGUGCGAGCAGGAGGCGGUGCUGCGGCGCGAGGCCGUGGGCAUCUUCUUGACGCACUACGGGUGGAACUCGAUGAUGGAGGGGCUCAGCGCCGGGUUGCCGAUGCUGGGCUGGCCCUUCUUCGCUGAGCAGCAGACCAACUGCCGCAACGCGUGCGUGGAGUGGGGCGUCGGAUUGGAGGUCGGUGACGACGUGCGCCGGGAGGUGGUGGAGGAGAGGAUAAGGGAGGUGAUGGGUGGUGGCGAGGUGGGGAGGGAGAUGAGGCGGAAGGCGAUGGAGUGGAAGAACAUCGCUGUGCGUGCCACGACGCAACCUGGUGGCAGAUCGUUGGCCAACCUUGAGCUUCUGCUCAAGAAUAUACAAGCACCACCGUUGGAUCGUCCUUCUCCCGCCGCGGUGCAAACAGAUCUAGUGCCCGGGAUUGACCGCGAUCCGUAAGUAGUAGUACUAGAGGAUAUCAAUUUUUGGGCAUUUAUAUAAGUUCAAAAAAGGUACGAUUUGGACCGGCUCUACAAGCUCUAGGUUUGAAAAACAUACUUUUCUCUUCCUGGAAACAUAUGAUUGUGGAGACACUACAAAUGCAGCGUUUUCUCAUGUUGUUUCUCCCGAUAAGUGGAUAUGUGUGGUUUGUUUUGAGCAACGAUUUAUCGACAAUCUCGUUCGUUUAACUUUUUCUUUGCAAGUUCCGACAUUUUUUCCGGAACUUUCAACAAAUUUUGCAACAAAGAUUAAGCUUGUAAUAAUUUUCUCUGGAACCUCCAAUGAAAAAAUUCUGAAAUUUGGACAAUUUUACCCUGAACUUUGCCGAAUGUUUUUGAAAUUUUAACAAAAUCCCUAUAUUAUCUCUGGCAUCUGGCUUUCUUGAUUUUUCAAAGGGUUGAAGCCGCUUUGACAAGAGGAAUAAACUGGUCCAUCUGAUGUGCAGCAGAAAACGCAUGGGAAAAGGCAGCGGUCCCUCCCAGCCAUGUGCAUGUCCCCGCCAUUUGCAUGUGGUCCUGUAUUACUGUAUUCUUCUAUCAUUCAAUGGAGGCUUAAUUUUGAAAAUUUCG
Triticum dicoccoides is the source of this 2397-nucleotide messenger RNA. RefSeq names its product 7-deoxyloganetin glucosyltransferase-like. The coding region runs from base 269 to 1786 and encodes 505 amino acids. The transcript is spliced from 2 exons. Gene Ontology annotation, molecular function: quercetin 7-O-glucosyltransferase activity; quercetin 3-O-glucosyltransferase activity. The record is from RefSeq and is a predicted model, not a curated record. Lineage: Eukaryota; Viridiplantae; Streptophyta; Magnoliopsida; Poales; Poaceae.